AUGCAAUCAGGUGAUCGCCACUGCGUUGGCUGUCAUCUUGCCAAACAAUAUGGCACCAAGGAAGCCCUCGAGAAAGCCCUUAUCAAAAGGGACAAGGCAAUCCCACAAGACAUCUUAUCAGGCAGCUCCUCAGAGGAAGAAGAAGAAGAAGAAGAAGAAGAAGAUAUAGAUAGUGAUGAUGAUGAUGGAGACGACUCUUUUGUUGUUCAAGACUGCGAUGAUGAAGAAGAGGAGGAGGAACUUGGCUCAGAUAUGUCAACAGACUCAAAGGAUGAAGAGGAUGAGGAGAAGGCGGUCGUGGACGAGGAGGAGCAUAUCAAAGCAGACAAUCGUCCAGUGUUGGACGACGAUGCAUUCUUCUUUGAGUGUGGCAUCACAAAGGACACAGCCAAGCAUCUGUUGUCAAUACUUCCAGCAGAGUUCAAACCAAUUAACAUUGUAUGGACAUUCACCUAUCUCAAGAAGUACACACCCAUCACAGAAAUCUCCAGAGACUAUGGCGUCUCUCACAUAACAGUCAGCCAUAAUGUGCACCAAGUUCUCAAUCAACUUGGAGCAAACAUCCAACAACUGACCAAUGAUACCAAGUCUGUUCUUCAGCAUUCUAGAAGGGAACAACUCCAUGAGCUGAAGGUGUCUGCUCGAAUGAUCGUCCACAUCUCCAUGUUGCCACACAAGCCUGGACCUUCUUCCAUUCCCCAAAACUACUCUGUUAUGCACAGAUCACAUGGUUACAAGUUUGAAACAUUGGUCGACUUUGAUGGACGACCUAUUAGGAUCAUGGGACCAUUCCCUGGUGCAAUGAACCACUUUGAGAUCAUGAACAAGACCAAUCCAUAUGAAUUGCUUGGCAAGAAUGAAGUGUUCAUUGGAGAUAUUUGCAAAGGCGACACCAAGAUCAUCACACCAUUCAUCAAAAGGUUGGACGAAGCCUUAACACCAGUACAAGAAGCACAAAACAAGUUCAUACAUUAUCAGACCUCUGGAGCAAAUCGCUUCUUCCAAAGGCUGAAAGAGUUCAAGGCUGUCACAGACCUUUGGAGACUGGAUACCGACAAACAAACCAUGGCCUAUCACAUACUCUGCUAUGCCAUUGACUAUGAUCUGAGGCAUGGCGGAAGUAGCAAAAGUAGUAGCACGACCAACAAUAGUCCAAGUAAAUCCAAGUGA
Acytostelium subglobosum LB1 is the source of this 1170-nucleotide messenger RNA. RefSeq lists its product as hypothetical. The record is from RefSeq and is a predicted model, not a curated record. The transcript is spliced from 3 exons. The coding region runs from base 1 to 1170 and encodes 389 amino acids. NCBI's taxonomy places the organism in Eukaryota, Evosea, Eumycetozoa, Acytosteliales, Acytosteliaceae.